Messenger RNA from Nakaseomyces glabratus, 2754 nucleotides. RefSeq names its product Kap104p (gene KAP104). Gene Ontology annotation, cellular component: nucleus; cytoplasm. Lineage: Eukaryota; Fungi; Ascomycota; Saccharomycetes; Saccharomycetales; Saccharomycetaceae. Gene Ontology annotation, molecular function: nuclear import signal receptor activity. The record is from RefSeq and is a predicted model, not a curated record. Gene Ontology annotation, biological process: protein import into nucleus.
AUGUCUAGUGGAUGGAGGCCUGAUGAUGUUGCUGUUGUGCAGCUGGCAACACUACUGAAAAGUUGUAUGUCACCUAACCAUGAUGAAAGAACUGUUGCCAUGGAUUCCUUACAACAGUUUCAACAUCAGCCUGAAUUCUUUAAUUACCUUUGCUACAUACUGAUUGAAGGUGAAGCAAGUGAAGUUUUAAAGAGCAACUUCAACGCUGCUGAUUUACAGAAUAACAGAGCUACCGCUGGUAUGCUACUGAAGAAUUCUAUGCUUGAGAAAGGUGGUUUUGGUAAAGGUGAUCAUGAUUUGGAUUAUGUUAAAUCUAAUAUUGUACACGGUCUAUAUGACAACAAUCUUCUGGUAUCAAAUGUGACAGGUAUUGUCAUAACUACUUUAUUUUCAACUUAUUACAGACAACACCGUGAAGAUGAAACUGGUAUAAAUUUGCUAUCCCAACUUCUAGAAUUAGUUUCAAAUAAUAAUGAAGCGAGUGUUAAGGCGCUGUCAAAGAUUAUGGAAGAUAGUGCCCAAUUUUUUCAACUUGAAUGGGCUGGUAAUGUUAAGCCAAUACAGUCAUUGAUAACAAGUUUCCUCGGCUUUAUAUCAGAUGUUAAUAUGAGCAAUACUAUUAAGGCAGAAUCCAUUAAAUGUAUUAAUACAAUAAUUCCACUACAAACUCAAAGUUUUACUGUAAAAAUAGACGAGUUUUUGUCUUCAGUAUUUCAUCUGGCUCAAACAAAUGAAGACGAUGAGGUUAGAACCCAGAUUUGUAUAUCUUUCUCUAGUUUGUUAGAAUUUAGACCUGACAAACUUGCUGAUAAUUUUAAUGGAAUUGUUCAAUUCAUGUUGCAUAUUAUUGGGACUGUGCACGAAGAAAAAGUUGCCAUUGAGGCAUGUGAAUUUUUGCAUGCAUUUGCUACAAAUAACAAUAUUCCGGAACAUCUUGUCCAACCUUUUGUUCCUGACAUUGUACCUGUUCUUCUAGCUAAAAUGGUAUAUAAUGAGGACACUAUCCUUUUACUUGAGAGUUCUAACGAUGAAGAUGCCAAUGAAGAUGACAAAGACGAAGACAUAAAGCCAAUUGCCCCAAGAAUUGUGAAGAAAAAUGACAAGACAGACUCACAAGGUAACAAUGUUGCUGACGAUGAUGAGGAAGACGAUGACGAUGAUGGUGACGAUGAUGUGGAUACACAAUGGACACUCAGAAAAUGUUCUGCGUCUACCCUUGAUGUUUUAACAAAUAUUCUUCCGCACGCAGUAUUAGAAAUUGCUUUUCCUUAUCUGAAAGAGCACCUAACAUCAGAUAAAUGGUAUAUCAGAGAGGCGACUGUAUUGGCACUGGGGGCAAUGGCUGAUGGUGGUAUGAAUUACUUUAAUAAUGAGCUACCAAUUUUAAUUCCCUUUUUAGUAGAACAACUGAAAGACCAUUGGGCUCCUGUAAGAAAAAUUACAUGUUGGACAUUGAGCAGAUUUUCUCCAUGGAUCAUUAAGGAUAAUGUACAGUUUUUGGUUCCUGUGAUGGAACCAAUUAUUGUAACAUUGAUGGAUCGAAAGAAGGAUGUACAAGAAGCUGCAAUUAGUAGUAUUGCAACUUUCAUUGAAAAUUGUGAUCCAGAGUUAAUUGAAACCAUCUUGUAUACGGAAUUGCUUGAGAACUUUGAUAAAUGUUUUAGAUUUUACAAAAAGAGGAACCUAAUCAUCCUAUAUGAUGCUGUUGGAAGAUUUGCUGAUAAAUGUGAAUUGGAUGAUAGAGCGAUGCAAAUUAUCUUACCACAUUUAAUUCAAAAAUGGGAAUCUCUUGGCGAUAGUGAUAAAGAAUUAUGGCCAUUGCUAGAGUGUUUAUCUUGUGUUGCAUCUUCAUUAGGGGAAAAAUUUGCACCAAUGGCACCUGAAGUAUACUCUAGGGCUUAUAGAAUUUUAUUCAACUGUAUCGAUAUCGAGAAGAGAUCACAAAACGAUCCCUCAAUUACAGUACCAGAAAAGGACUUCAUCAUCACAUCUAUAGAUUUGAUUGAUGGUAUAGUACAGGGUCUUGGUGAACAUUCUCAAAUGCUACUAUUUCCAAACGAUGGACAAUAUCAACUACUUGAUAUAAUGUUGGAAUGUCUACAAGACGUAACCCACGAAGUGCGGCAGAGUACUUAUGCCUUGCUUGGUGAUAUUGUCUAUUUUUACAAGCCAGAUAUUGUCAUAUCUAAGCUUUCAGAAUUUCUGAAAUUGAUUAAUAUGGAACUUGUUCUAAACUCUAGUGAAGAAGAUACAAGUGGAAUUCCUGCGUUAAUAAAUGCUAUUUGGGCCUUGGGUCUGAUUAGCGAGAGAAUAGAUUUGUCAAGUUGUAUUGUUGAGAUGUCGAAAGCUUUGCUUGAUUUAUUCAUUGGAUCCAAAAUUAUUGAUGAAGCUGUAAUUGAAAAUCUGGCAAUUACAAUUGGUAGGUUUGGUUUAACCCAUCCUGAAGUGUUCUGUAAUUCAAUGUUUGCUACCGAUGAGGCAUUGCGUAAGUGGUGUGAAAUUUCCAUGAAGAUUGAGAACGAUGAAGAGAAAAACUAUGCUUACAUGGGAUUCACCAAAAUCGUGAAUAUUUUAGAUAAUGGAAACUUGAUGAGCCCUGCAACUGUACACAAAUAUAUUAAGGGCUUGAUGGUAAACGUUGACUUUCAACCGUUUGUCAAUGAUUUAUUUGACUUCUUCAUUAGACACUCAAAUCAAAUUAAUAAUUUACACUUGAAGGAUGAUGAAAUAGCGUUUUUGAAACAAUUCAGUUAA